AUGAAGAUCGCCGUGAAGGCCUCGACCAUGGUCCGACCGGCGGCGGCGACGCCGUCCGGCGGCCUGUGGAACUCGAACGUCGACCUGGUGGUCCCCAACUUCCACACGCCCAGCGUCUACUUCUACCUCCCCACCGGCGCGGCGGACUUCUUCGACGCCGCCGUGCUCAAGGCGGCGCUCGGCCGCGCCCUGGUGCCGUUCUACCCCAUGGCCGGGAGGCUGAGGCGGGACGAGGACGGCCGAAUCGAGAUCGACUGCAACGCCGAGGGCGUGCUGUUUGUGGAGGCCGAAUCCGACGGUGCCGUGGCGGAUUACGGAGACUUCGCGCCGACUUUGGAGCUCCGGCGGCUGAUCCCGGCUGUGGAUUAUUCGCAGGGAAUCUCGGCGUAUCCGCUGCUCGUUUUGCAGCCGGCAGAAAACGACGAAAACCCCCCCUCAGAGACCUGCGUCUCCAUAUUCAAGCUGACGCGCGAGCAGCUCGCGGCCCUCAAGUCCAAGUCGAAGGAGGACGGCAACACGGUCACGUACAGCUCGUACGAGAUGCUGGCCGGCCACGUGUGGCGCUCUGCCUGCGGGGCCCGCAGCUUGCCCCCCGACCAGGAGACGAAGCUCUACAUCGCGACCGACGGGCGGGCCCGGCUCCAGCCGCCCCUGCCCCGGGGGUACUUCGGGAACGUGAUAUUCACGGCCACGCCCCUGGCCGUGUCGGGUGACCUCGAGUCGAGGCCCGUGUGGCACGCGGCGAGCAAGAUCCACGACGCCCUCGCCCGCAUGGAUGACCAGUACCUGAGGUCUGCGCUCGACUAUCUGGAGCUGCAGCCGGACCUCCAGGCGCUUGUUCGCGGGGCCCACACGUUCCGGUGCCCCAACCUCGGGAUCACGAGCUGGGUCAGGCUGCCGAUCCACGACGCGGACUUCGGGUGGGGCCGACCCAUCUUCAUGGGGCCCGGCGGGAUCGCGUACGAGGGCUUGAGUUUCGUGCUGCCGAGCCCGACGAACGACGGGAGCCUGUCGGUUGCGAUCUCCCUGCAGACAGAGCAUAUGAAGGUUUUCGAGAAGUUGCUUUAUGACAUUUGA
Messenger RNA from Striga hermonthica, 1077 nucleotides. The record is from the annotation of a GenBank genome assembly. Lineage: Eukaryota; Viridiplantae; Streptophyta; Magnoliopsida; Lamiales; Orobanchaceae.